AACCUUGGGCUGGUGAGGUGGCUUCACAAAGGAGCCACUUAACAAGUCAUAAGUGUUUAGUGGCCUCUGGACCUCUAGGGGACCUGAGAGGAAUCCUAUAUGAUCCUGAAGAGGACAGUCAAACCACACCCGUCAGCAACGGGACUAUUGAUUCCAGCCCGCUGAUGGAAUGCGGCCCUGCCACGACAAGAGGACAAGAGGUCUCCAGAGCAGAAUGAGUGGUGGCUGGUGGAGAUGUUCGGGGGUGGAAGGGCCGGACAAGGGAGGUGAAUCUUGUGACUCAUAUCAGGCAGAGAGUGCAACGAGACAAACGGCAGUGAAGGAAGACGAGGGAGAACAGACGGAGCACACACUGCCCUGAGGGCCGUGUUUCGCGUGGAGCCACAGUGGCAUUUUUAAACCGGCAUCUCAUUAGCUGUAGCCUAGAGGGUAAAGCAUUUGUUUAAACGGACUCUAUUAUUCAAAGUUUUUUUCUCAAAGAAACCCAACUGGUAGGGUUGUUUCUGGCGCGGUGGUUUCUGGUUGAGGUGUUUCUGGGAGCUUGCAACACGAGCUCUGCAGUGCUGACGGGUCGGCUGCUCGGCAAGGAGACGAGAGAGAAGAGGGACUGAGGGAGACGGCCAUGUACGGCUGCGGGUUUUCGGCGUUUCGUCUGGAGGCCAGGGGGGCCAUGAAAGCGGCCCUCGUGUCAGCCGAGAACCUCCAGCUCUCGCUGCAGCCGGAGCUCAGCCAGGAGGAGCAGGCCCUGACCCGGGCCCGCCGCUGCCAUGACCACAAGGAGGCGCAGGGUCCCGGGAACGAUGAGCUUAAGGAGAUGUUGGAGAGCAACAAGGAGUCUCUCAAGCUGGAGGCCAUGAAGAGGAUCAUAGGGCUCAUCGCCAAAGGGAAAAAUGCAUCUGAAUUGUUUCCUGCGGUGGUGAAGAAUGUUGCAAACAAAAACAUUGAGCUGAAGAAGCUGGUGUACGUGUACCUAGUCCGCUAUGCUGAGGAGCAGCAGGACCUGGCCCUGCUCUCUAUCAGUACCUUCCAGAGAGCACUGAAGGACCCCAACCAGCUGAUCCGAGCUAGUGCGCUACGUGUGUUGUCCAGUAUCCGGGUGCCCAUCAUCGUCCCCAUCAUGAUGCUGGCCAUCAAAGAGUCCGCCAGUGACAUGUCUCCGUACGUGAGGAAGACCUCGGCCCAUGCCAUCCAGAAGCUCUACAGCCUGGACCCAGAGCAGAGGGAACACCUCAUCGAAGUCAUUGAGAAACUAUUGAAAGACAAAAGCACACUGGUGGCAGGCAGUGUGGUGAUGGCUUUCGAGGAGGUGUGUCCUGACCGCAUCGACCUGAUCCACAAGAACUACCGCAAGCUGUGUAACCUGCUGGUGGACGUGGAGGAGUGGGGCCAGGUGGUGAUCAUCUCCAUGCUAACGCGCUACGCCCGCACCCAGUUCACCAGCCCCUGGCAGGAGGGUGUCUCAUUUGAUGAGAACAACGAGAAGGCCUUCUACGACUCUGAUUCGGAGGAGAAGAGAGACGAGACGGAGACCAAGCCCUACAUGAUGGACCCAGACCACCGACUGCUGCUGCGCAACACCAAGCCGCUUCUGCAGAGCAGGAACACUGCAGUGGUGAUGGCCGUGGCCCAGCUCUACUGGCACCUUGCACCGACGCACGAAGUCAGCGCUGUCACCAAGUCCCUGGUCAGACUGCUCAGAAGCCACAGAGAGGUGCAGUACGUGGUGCUGCAAAACAUUGCCACCAUGUCGAUCCAGAGGAAGGGCAUGUUUGAACCCUACAUGAAGAGCUUCUACGUGAGAUCAACAGACCCCACGCACAUCAAAACACUGAAGCUGGAGAUUCUCACCAACCUGGCGAACGAGGCAAACAUAUCCACCAUUCUGAGAGAAUUCCAGACCUAUGUGAAGAGCCAGGACAAAGCGUUUGCUGCCGCCACCAUUCAGGCCAUCGGCAGGUGUGCCACCAACAUCUCUGAGGUCACAGACACCUGUCUCAAUGGCCUGGUGCUGCUGCUCUCCAACCGAGACGAGACGGUGGUGGCGGAGAGUGUGGUGGUGAUCAAGAAGCUCCUGCAGACCCAACCCACCCAGCACAGUGAAAUCAUCAAGCACAUGGCCAAGCUCUUUGACAAGAUCACGGUGGCGAUGGCCCGGGCCAGCAUCCUGUGGCUGAUCGGGGAGUACUGCGAGAGGGUGCCCAAGAUCGCCCCCGACGUCCUCCGCAAGAUGGCCAAGAGCUUCACGUCGGAGGAGGACAUCGUCAAGCUGCAGAUCGUCAACCUGGCCGCCAAACUCUACCUGACCAACUCCAAACAGACCAAGCUGCUGACCCAGUACAUCCUGAACCUGGGGAAGUACGACCAGAACUACGACAUCCGCGACCGCACACGUUUCAUACGCCAGCUGAUCGUGCCCAACGAAAAGAGCGGAGCGCUCAGCAAAUACGCACGCCGCAUCCUGCUGGCCCCCAAGCCGGCGCCGCUGUUGCAGUCGGCCUUCAAAGACCGCGAUCGCUACCAGCUGGGAACGCUGUCCCACAGCCUCAACCUCAAAGCGUCGGGCUACCAGGAGCUCUCUGAUUGGCCAGCGGUUGCUCCGGACCAGUCCGUGAGGAACGUGGAGGUCAUCGAGCCGGUGAAUGAGUGGGUGCCCACCGUGGGGAAGUCCAAGCCGGCCAAGUCAGCCAAGUCAGAGGACAAGUUCUACUCUGACUCCGAGGGCGAGCAGGUGGACCGCAAAGGAUCCAAGAACAGCAGCAGCAGCAGCAACGACAGCAGCAGCAGCAGCAGCAGCAGCAGCAGCAGCAGCAGUAGUGAAGGCUCAGGCUCCGAGGAAAGCGACGAGGAGACGAGCGACGAGUCGCCAAAGAGUUCCAGCCAAUCAGGGGAGGGGUCCAGUGAGUCCGAAACGGACCAGAAGAAGGAGAAGAAUAAGAAAAACACUGAUUCCAAAGCCAAGUCGAAAGCUGUCAACAGCGAGUCUGAGGAGAACAACAACAUGGUCAGCAGCUCUUCAGAGGACGGCUCCGCCUCCUCCUCCUCAGACUCGGACUCGGACACAGAGCAGAAGAAGAGCUCCAGCAGGUCCAAACCUAAGGUGCACGAGCGGCCCCCGAAGGAGGUGUCUCUGCUGGAUCUGGAUGACGUGGCUCCAUCCGCCCCGACCACACCCAAGGCCUCAGCGUACUCCCCCAGUCUGCUGUCGGACCUGGAGGGACUGUCUCUCUCCAGCGUAUCCUCCCCAAUGCAGGUGACGGUGCAGCCCUUCGGGCCGGUAAAGAGCCACGAGUUGCUCCACCACAUGUCGGGCAAGGGCCUCUCGGCGCGCUACCACUUCCCCCGGCAGCCCUUCCUGUACCAGCCCAGCAUGGUGCAACUGCAGAUCACCCUGACCAACGCCUCGGACCAACCCCUGGAGGGGAUCCACCUGGGGGAGCACAGCCCUGCCAGCCUCACCCUGCACCGCUUCAGCCCUGUCGAACGACUUGAGCCACAGGCCUCGGUUACCGUUUCCAUGGGAAUCGACUUCAACGACUCCACGCAGGCAGCCAACUUCCAGUUGUGUACUAAAGAGGCAGAGUUCUCGGUGUCCAUCCAGCCUGCAGUAGGUGAGCUGCUGCUCCCCGCUAGUCUGACCCAGGCGGACUUUGAGAAAGAACAAGGCAAACUGCUGGGCAUGAACGAGACCUCGGCCACCAUCACCAUGGCAGAGGGUCAUUGCUCCAGCGCAGUGCUGAACAAGCAGGUUCGCUCCAUGGCCAACCUGGGUGAGGUCAUCACGGGACACAACAACACUCACAGGUUUGCGGGGCGCACAGUGAGCUCUGGGGCGCUGGUCCUGGUGACGGUGGAGAAGAGGGAGGCUGCCGACGCCACCAUCACCGUCAACACCGACAAGAGCGUCAUGGCCUCCAUGCUGCUGAGGGACCUCAAGCAAGCCCUUGCCUCCGCAUAGGGACGGACACACACACACAUACACACACACACACACACACAUAACACACACACACACACACACACACACACACACACACACACUUGUCAAUACACUCCCUGUCCAGCUCCCUGAUGGACGCGUGAUGAAGGAUCCGUCUUCAGUGUUGUGAAGUCUGCAGUGACUCGGGUUUCUCUGUUUGUUGUCCGGCUAGUGUUUCAGAGGGGAGGGCCAUGUGACGCCACGACAUGUAGGAGGUCAUAGGUCAAAUGUUAUACAUGUAGCCCAUUUAGAGCUGGAGAACGAAAGUGCCAAGGUGUUGUAUUUCAUUGGAUCCCAUUUGUCACGAUUUCUGGAAUCUACACUUAAUUGUUCCUGAUGAUCAUGAAGAGGCUUCCCCUCUUGAGUACUUGAGAUUGUAUGUCAGGGUUGGCUUGAAGCACAUUGACGUUAAUUUCAAUGAAUUCCGAGGUUAUAGUUAGAAAAAUCUCUAGCGUUUCUGUCCGCCGAGUAGAUUUUUAUAGUUCUAUAUAUUGUAGACGACCUCUGUUGUUGGUUGAUCUUCAUGUUUUCAGUACUGCCAUUUUUACUGAUCAAUGUUGCAGUCAUAGAUACUUAAUUUCAAGCAAUUCUUUGGGAUUUUUGACCAAACCGUACGUUCUUCGAUGGAAGAUGUACUUUGAAAUACUAAGUAAAGACCAUAGCAUUUCAGACGCAUCACUUCGCACAAGGGGGAAACCGUUUCACAUUGUGACAUGUUGUUUAAUUUUCGUGUUGUUGACGUUCUGUUUGAACUCUGAAUGUCCCCCAAGUAAUAUCUCUAAAGUGCCUUUCUGAGUAAUUAAAAAGUAGUUUUUCUAGAAAUACAGUUUAUUCAACAGAAACAUGUCUCUGUAUCUGCAUUACUCAUACUUCAAAAUAAACAUUUGAAUUAGGACAGAAAAACAAGGAUAAAAUGA
This is a messenger RNA of Gadus morhua (Atlantic cod), 4893 nucleotides long. RefSeq names its product adaptor related protein complex 3 subunit beta 1a (gene ap3b1a). The record is from RefSeq and is a predicted model, not a curated record. The coding region runs from base 623 to 3955 and encodes 1110 amino acids. Gene Ontology annotation, cellular component: membrane coat; AP-3 adaptor complex; clathrin adaptor complex. The transcript is spliced from 27 exons. Lineage: Eukaryota; Metazoa; Chordata; Actinopteri; Gadiformes; Gadidae. Gene Ontology annotation, biological process: vesicle-mediated transport; intracellular protein transport.